AUAAAACUGUUCAUUUGAAUUUUUAUUAAAAAUAAUUGUUAAAUUCAAGUCUUGAAAAGCAAUCAUUUCAAAACCAUGCAGAUCAUUUUGGUGUUAUUGUCUACAUUUGUUCUUGUUUUUUCUCAACAAAAAGUACAGAAUCAGUGCGACGAUCCAAAUGAAGAGUUUAUGAUCUGCGGUUGCGAUCACAGUUGUGAAGAUAAUUCUACAGGAUGCAAAACAUGUUCAAUGGGAUGCUACUGCAAACAAGGUUAUGUCAGAAAUAUUAACGAUGCAUGUAUAGAGAAAACACAAUGUAGUCAGAUCAAUGCACAAAAAAUUUGUAAACUGCCUGGAGAAAUAUAUUUAGAGUGUGAAAAUCCUUGUCCUGAUCCAUGCUAUGAGCAUGUUAAAUGUCCUGAAUUAUGCGUUCCAGGAUGUUACUGUGAGCCAGGCUUAAUUAGAGAUAAAUUGGGAUAUUGUUAUCCAGAUUUUAUACAAAAGCCUAGUCCAAAAAACGAAUGCAAGAUCCCCGGAGAAGAAUAUGUUCAGUGCAAAGAGGUAUGCCCAAAAACUUGUGAGAAUUACAAGAAACCGAUAAACUGUCCAAUCUCGUGUUAUACGGGUUGCAUAUGCACGGAUGGUUUAGUUAGAAAUGAAAAAGGUGUUUGUGUUCAUCAUACCCAAUGCAAAAACGAGAUUAUUGGAGUUGAUUGCGGAAGUGAUUUUGAAAUAUAUAUGACAUGUGGCUGUGAAUCAACUUGCAAUAACCCUAAACCAAUUUGUAAUGACAGUAAUUGUAAAAUGGGCUGCAAGUGUAAAGAUGGAUUUGUAAGAAAAGAUAAGGAAUGUGUACCUUAUGCAAUUUGUCGAAAUAUAAUUAAGCCACCAAGUAAUCGGAAACGAUGUAAACAAGAAAAUGAAAUUUGGCUAGAUUGUGGACCUCUUUGUAUUCCAACUUGUGAAAUUCCAACACCUAUAUCCUGCGCAAAAAAUUGCAAACCAGGAUGUUACUGCCAAUCAGAAUAUAUUAGGAACAACUAUGGGUUAUGCGUCCUUCCCUCAGAUUGCACCAAUGGUCAAAAAGGGAAAUAAUCAAAUUAUGAUUAUCUUGUUUUUCUCUGUGAAUAAAAAAGAAAUAAAUUUCCGAAAAUAAUUUAUUCAAGACCAAAUAUGUUAAUCACAAUUUGAUAUUUAAUUUACUUUAUAAAAGUUUUUAAUUAUAAUUUUUAUAUUGCUUUUAUAAAUUGAAUAUAUGUAGCUGUAUUUGCACUUUGAAGAAUUUUGAUUUAUGAAAAUUUUA
Messenger RNA from Centruroides sculpturatus (bark scorpion), 1282 nucleotides. Its product is annotated as zonadhesin-like. The transcript has 7 exons. Bases 76 to 1074 code for a protein of 332 amino acids. Lineage: Eukaryota; Metazoa; Arthropoda; Arachnida; Scorpiones; Buthidae. The record is from RefSeq and is a predicted model, not a curated record.